Molecule: messenger RNA, 2211 nt
Organism: Megalopta genalis
Lineage: Eukaryota; Metazoa; Arthropoda; Insecta; Hymenoptera; Halictidae
Gene: Cdc37
Product: cell division cycle protein 37
Biological process (GO): protein folding; protein stabilization
Cellular component (GO): cytoplasm
Molecular function (GO): heat shock protein binding; protein-folding chaperone binding; protein kinase binding
Source: RefSeq, a predicted model, not a curated record
GUCUGUGUUCACGUCAGUGCAGUUGACGAUUAAACUUUGCCAAGUGAGGGUGUCUAGUUUCUACGUUCUAGGAAAGCGAGGAAACAUUUUUUAUUGCGAUUACAUUUAGAAAAUAUCUAACACGAUAAGAACUUAAUAUUAAAGAAGAUUUAUAGUUAACCUGAAGAAGAAUGGUGGACUACAGCAAGUGGAAAGAUAUUGAAAUCUCCGAUGAUGAAGAUGAUACCCAUCCAAACAUUGACACGCCAUCAUUAUUUAGAUGGCGACAUCAAGCCAGAGUUGAAAGAAUGGAAGAACGACGACGAGAACAGACGGAACUUGAAAAGAAAAAAGCAGAAACACAGAAGCAAUUAAAAGAUACAAAAGAACAGCUUGUUAAACUAGAAAAUGAAAAAAAGGAUUUUGGUGAUAUAGCAUUUACAUUGAAAAAGGCUUUGCAAGAUCUUGAAGAGGAAGAGAAAAAGAUUAAAAACAAGGAGGAAGAAAUAAAGAAGAAGGAAAAGUUAACACCAUGGAAUGUAGACACUAUUGGUCAGGAUGGUUUCUCCAAAACUGUGAUUAAUACAAGGCCAGCUCGUAGAGAUGAUGAUUCUGGCCUAUCUGAUGAAGAAAGAGAGAAGAAAUUAAAACAAUUUGCUAAAGACAACGAAAAGGAAUUGAAAGAAUUUGGUAUGUUAAGGAAGUAUGAUAGUAGUAAGGCAUACUUGCUUUCACAUCCACAAUUGGUGUGUGAAAAUACUGCAAAUUAUUUAGUGAUUUGGUGUAUUAAUUUGGAAAUGCAAGAGAAACACGACUUAAUGGAACACGUUGCUCAUCAAUGCAUGUGCAUACAAUAUAUCUUGGAAUUAUCAAAGCAAUUGGACGUUCCUCCGAUAGCAUGCAUGGGUUCCUUCUUCAAUCGCACUGAGAUUGCCGAAGUUGAAUAUAAAAAUUCAUUCGACGAUGAACUUAGGGCAUUCAAAGAGAGAAUACGUAAAAGAAGUGCCGAGAAAAUAGCAGAUGCUCUUAAAGAAGCUGAAGAAGAAGAAAGGCAAGCACGUCUUGGCCCUGGUGGUCUUGAUCCGACUGACGUAUUUGAAAGUCUUCCAGAGCCUCUACAAAAGUGCUUUGAAACGCGAAAUAUUGCUUUAUUGCAUGAAACAUUAGCGACGAUGUCUCAAGCAGAUGCAUGUUACCACAUGGAACGGUGUAUUCAGAGUGGUCUUUGGGUACCUGAUGCAAAAGUUGCAGAGAAACUGAAGAAAGAUGGUACAUUAUUAAAUGAUAUAAAAGGUGAUACAAAAGAUGAGACGCAAGGUAAAAUGCAAGACGAAACACAAAGUGAUACACAAGGAACAGCAGAUCCUGAAUAACGUGAAUCUUUAAAUUAUGUGUGUUGACAUUCUUAACUCAUUUAUGCAAGUAUCUUUUAGAUUCAUGAGUAUGUUACAAUAAAAUGUUGUCAGUGGACAAUGAAAUAUGGAAUUCUUACCAUCGUUGGCUUCUUAUUGUAAGAACUUUGUAUUAUCGUGUUACGUUUUGGAUUACUUUAAGACUGAAUUAUCGCAUAAUUCCUACUUAUAAUAGGAUGUGUGAAUACAACAAAAAUCGUUGAUUAUACAGAAUUAUUAUGUCGAAAAAUGUAAUAUGUUUUACUCUAAGUGUAUUGCGUUGAUCAUUUUACAUUUUCGUCUAAUAUAACAUUUGCACAUAUUAGUAUUGUAUAUACACCGUUAAACAUAAUAAUUGCUUACCCCAUUUAUGUUUCCCGCAAGAAAUAACGAAGAACAAUAUUCCCAACAAAGGUACAAUAUUAUCGGUAAAGAAUGGCAGUGCCAAACACAUAAAAUGCUCUCUCAGUAACAAACCCAUUUAGAUUUUAAUCUUUUACUGUAAUUAAAUGCCUACAACAUUGAUAACGGGUAAUAAAAUAAUCAAUGUAAAAACGGUACCAAAUAUUUCUGUUAUUAAAAUUCAAUUUUUUAGUGAGUUUCUAAAUCCAAGUAGGAAUGCUGUUCUUUGCAGUAUUUCUCAAAGCGUGGAAAUGGGAUGGACAUCUACUUUGUUUACUGGUGUACACGUCAUGUAAUGCAGGCAAAACACGUAAAUGUGUAUAUACAUUUUCCCACGUACCCCUCAAGUGAACACUUAAUCUCUUUCGGUGUUACUUCAUAUGUAUAUUGAAAACUGUAUAAAAAUUAAAAUUAAUAUAAAUAAAGAAAGUAUAUCCAA